This is a messenger RNA of Vicia villosa (hairy vetch), 513 nucleotides long. RefSeq lists its product as uncharacterized. Gene Ontology annotation, molecular function: nucleic acid binding; zinc ion binding. NCBI's taxonomy places the organism in Eukaryota, Viridiplantae, Streptophyta, Magnoliopsida, Fabales, Fabaceae. The coding region runs from base 1 to 513 and encodes 170 amino acids. The transcript is spliced from 2 exons. The record is from RefSeq and is a predicted model, not a curated record.
AUGGAAUUUCUUGGAUUGAAGAAAGGGAAUGGAACUGUGGCGGAGUAUGCUGCAAAAUUCCAAGAGUUGAUCAAGUAUUGUCCCCAUUACAAUACUAUGAAUGUUGAGAGGUCAAAGUGUUUGAAAUUUGUGAACGGUUUGAGGCAUGACAUUAAGAAGGCUAUCGGUUACCAACAUAUUACUCAUUUUUUAGAGUUGGUUAACAAGAGUCAUAUUUAUGACGAAGAUAGUAGGGAGAGUGCUUCUCACUACAAGGCUUCGAAUGAUGGAAAAGGGAAAGGUCAAUACCGUGGAAAACCGUACGAUGAUAAGAAUAAGAAAUAUGGUUAUGGCGGAAAGCCAAGUGGGGGGGGAUCUAGAGCUCCGGUUAAGUGCUUCAAGUGUGGUGUCGAAGGACAUCGUGCUAAUGAAUGCAACAAAAAAAUUGUUAAGUGUUUCAAGUGUGACAUGCUAGGUCACAAAGUUGUAGAUUAUAAAGUUGGUUCGGGUGUGACUUGCUACAAUUGUGGCUAA